This is a messenger RNA of Capsella rubella, 2627 nucleotides long. Its product is annotated as ABC transporter G family member 27. Lineage: Eukaryota; Viridiplantae; Streptophyta; Magnoliopsida; Brassicales; Brassicaceae. Gene Ontology annotation, cellular component: membrane. Gene Ontology annotation, molecular function: ATP hydrolysis activity; ATP binding; ABC-type transporter activity. The record is from RefSeq and is a predicted model, not a curated record. The coding region runs from base 158 to 2521 and encodes 787 amino acids. The transcript has 13 exons.
UUAGCUUGAAUCAAUUUCAAAAACAUGGAACUUCGAUACACAUUGUAGCGCGUGUAAGAGGUCGUAUGCUUCUAGCUCAAGUCGAGAGCUUACUUCGGUUAACAAAGAUGGUAAUGAGUAGUUUGUAUUCGGAUAGGAGCAGAAGCAAUCAUCAUUUAUGACACUUGUCCAAGAAAUAUCUGGAAAUCUAGGCCAGGGUGAAAUAUCUGGUGAUGUGUGUGUGUGUCCAAGCUCCAAACAAAACUAUACUGCAGGGAGCUUCCCAAAACCUCAACACAAGGGAAACAAGAUGGAAUUGGGGACCUCAUCAUCUUCAUCAGGCUUGGUCAAGGCCAAAUCUGAGACACUCGCAGCAGCUCUUGAGUCUAGUUCACUUGAUUUCAGCAAUGAUGGUGGUAGCAGCCAUGGGAGCAAGCAGCAUGUGAUGGCAAGGACAUUGUCAUCGCCGAGCCACAGUAGCAGCAGCAAAAACAGAAGGAACACUCACAUAAGGAAGUCCAAGAGUGCACACCCUGCUCUUGACCAUGGUGGUCUCACUGGUGGUGCUGCUCUUAGCCGAGCCUCCAGUGCUUCCCUUGGAAUUUCCUUCUCUUUCACUGGCUUCACCGUGCCACAGGAAGAGAUGAUUGCUUCAGAACGAUGUAGCAACGAAGAUAUCUUGGAAGAAAGUGAAGCAGCAACCAGUAGUGUGAGCAAGUUUCAGGCAGAACCAACCUUUCCGAUAUAUCUGAAGUUCAUAGAUAUCACAUACAAGGUAACGAAGAAAAGAAUGGCAUCUUCAUCAGAAAAGAGCAUCUUGAAUGGGAUUAGUGGUUCAGCAUAUCCAGGGGAGCUUCUAGCUCUCAUGGGACCUUCUGGAAGUGGCAAAACUACACUACUCAAUGUGCUUGGCGGCAGAUUUAAUCAGCAAAAUAUCGGUGGGUUGGUUAGCUACAAUGAUAAGCCAUAUUUUAAACACUUGAAAACAAGGAUUGGAUUUGUGACUCAAGAUGAUGUUCUGUUCCCUCACUUAACUGUAAAAGAGACACUGACCUACACAGCUCGUUUACGUCUUCCUAAAACUCUUACCACGCAGGAGAAGGAACAAAGAGCUGUUAGUGUGAUACAAGAGCUUGGAUUGGAAAGGUGCCAAGACACAAUGAUCGGAGGGUCAUUUGUGUGUGGUGUCUCAGGUGGGGAGAGGAAAAGAGUUUGUAUUGGGAAUGAGAUCAUGAAUAAUCCUUCACUUCUUCUCCUUGAUGAACCCACCUCUAGUCUGGACUCUACUACUGCUCUAAAGAUUGUUCAGAUGCUACAAAGUAUAGCAAAGGCAGGGAAAACUGUUGUAACAACAAUUCACCAACCAUCAAGCAGGCUCUUUCACAGAUUUGACAAGUUGGUUGUACUCAGCAGAGGAAGCUUGCUUUACUUUGGGAAAGCAUCAGAAGCUAUGCCUUAUUUCUCUUCCAUAGGAUGUUCUCCUCUAUUCGCAAUGAACCCAGCAGAGUUCUUGCUGGACUUAGCUAAUGGAAACAUGAACGAUAUCUCCACACCCUCAGCUCUUAAAGAAAAAAUGAAGAUGGGAAAUUCUUUCAGCGAGAUAAGGUCUUCUAAGCCAACUCCUACAGUUGUAUAUGAGUAUCUUGAGGAAGCUUACAAGACAAAGAUUGCUGUCGUAGAAAAGAAGAAACUUGUGGCACCAGUUCCACUUGACGAAGAAGUUAAAUUGAUGAUAACUUGCCCCAAGCGAGAAUGGGGAUUAAGCUGGUGGGAACAGUAUUGUUUACUUUCUUUAAGAGGAAUCAAAGAACGAAGACAUGACUAUUUCAGCUGGUUGAGAGUCACGCAAGUUCUCUCCACUGCCAUCAUCUUAGGUUCACUCUGGUGGCAAUCAGAUAUUCAGCAUCCCAAAGGCCUUCAAGAUCAGGUAGGGCUACUGUUCUUCAUUGCCGUAUUCUGGGGAUUUUUUCCUGUAUUCACAGCGAUCUUCACUUUUCCUCAAGAGAGAGCAAUGCUGAGCAAGGAACGAGAGUCAAAUAUGUAUAGAUUAAGUGCAUAUUUUGUGGCUAGAACCACAAGCGACCUGCCGCUUGACUUGAUAUUACCUGUGUUUUUCCUAGUUGUUGUAUAUUUCAUGGCUGGAUUGAGAUUAAGUGCUAAAUCCUUUUUCCUAAGCGUGCUCACGGUGUUCCUAUGCAUCGUUGCAGCUCAGGGACUUGGAUUAGCUAUAGGGGCAAGCUUAAUGGACUUGAAGAAGGCCACAACUUUAGCAUCAGUAACUGUAAUGACUUUCAUGCUCGCUGGUGGCUACUUUGUGAAGAAAGUUCCAAAUUUCAUCGCUUGGAUACGUUUCAUGUCAUUCAACUACCACACAUACAAGCUCCUUGUGAAGGUACAAUAUGAAGAAAUCAUGAAAAACGUAAAUGGGGAAGAAAUUGAGAGUGGGGUUAAGGAAGUGAGCGCUCUCGUAGCUAUGAUCGUAGGCUACCGUCUCUUAGCCUACCUUUCUCUUCGAAGGAUGAAGCUCCACUCUUCAACUUAAGUUUAGAUCGAUACAAAAAGUCAUUUGAUAUUGUCCAUGUGUACUUUGUAUUGUCGUGCUUGCUUGUAUAUACAUAUCUUCCCCUUACUAUAUUUAGGUUUCCAAA